AUGCAGUUGCCUCCGCCCGAGGUGCUUGCUGCUCUCCCAAAACCGAAUUAUGUCGACCCCGUCACGAGGGGUGAUGCCAAGGUCGUUCUUAAUGUUGUUUUAUACACCAUUUUGCUGGGCUUCAUUGGGCUUCGCAUCUAUACGCGAACGCAUCUGAGGAAGUUCUUUGGCACUGAUGAUGUGCUGAUUCUGGUUGCGCUGAUUCCUACUUCCGUAUUCUUCAUUAUAAGUAUUCUUGCGGACACAAAGUUCCACUGGACUCGUCACUCUAAUGAUAUACCACGCUCUGAAAUCACCCGGGGAUUGAAGAUCGUCCUUUGUGUCGAGUUAAUGUUUGCAGCGGCAUGUACUUUGACAAAGUUAUCUAUGCUCGUGUUUACCUAUCGAUUGCUCGCAUCUUCUACGCGGUUUUGGCGGAGAGUCACUUCCGCUGCAAUUGCGGUGGUCUCAUUGCAGGGUGGGAUUUUUUGCAUUUGUUUGAUCUUCCAGUGCAGGCCACCGUCACAUUACUGGAAGAUAACGGUUAACCCGCAGCCAGAAUGCAUCAGUGAAACCUGGUCUCUCCUCAUUGCUGGUACAAUCAAUACCUUCACAGACUUUGUUGCAGUGGCGCUUCCCAUCCGAACGGUCUUGUCCCUUCAACUACAAGCCAAGCAAAUCAUCCCAAUAGUGAUCCUCUUCUGUUUUGGCUUCCUGUCCUGUUCUUUCGGGAUCGUCAGAACCUACUACACCUAUAAGGUCUCUACGAGCUAUGAUCAGGUCUGGGAUUCAUACCCCGUAUGGAUAACUGCCGCCCUGGAGUUAUAUAUUGGAAUCAUCUGCGCCUCAAUACCCGCAACGAAACCCUUCUUCUCCACCAUCCUCCCCCACAUCUUCGGCUCCAUCGACCCCCUCUCAGACCGCUCAGCCUACAACUACACCUCCGCCUCCCGGCAAUUCAACCAAUCCCGCAGCGCCAAGAUGACGUCUUCGACUGCAGACACCGAUGCCGAGCACGGCGAAGAAUUACUGAAUCUCGACAAAGCGUUGGGAAGUAGGAACGAUAAGGGUGUGGCUUUUAGCACGACUACGAUUACGGGGGGUAGGGGAGAUAGCGAGUCCGAGGCGCCCGAGGAGUAUUUGAGGAUACGGCAGACGGUCGAUUAUGUUACGAGCCAGGGAAGGAGACGAUGA
Messenger RNA from Lachnellula hyalina, 1173 nucleotides. RefSeq lists its product as uncharacterized. Lineage: Eukaryota; Fungi; Ascomycota; Leotiomycetes; Helotiales; Lachnaceae. The coding region runs from base 1 to 1173 and encodes 390 amino acids. The transcript is spliced from 5 exons. The record is from RefSeq and is a predicted model, not a curated record.